This is a messenger RNA of Gloeophyllum trabeum ATCC 11539, 1458 nucleotides long. Its product is annotated as Sodium/hydrogen exchanger. Bases 1 to 1458 code for a protein of 485 amino acids. NCBI's taxonomy places the organism in Eukaryota, Fungi, Basidiomycota, Agaricomycetes, Gloeophyllales, Gloeophyllaceae. Gene Ontology annotation, biological process: proton transmembrane transport. Gene Ontology annotation, cellular component: membrane. Gene Ontology annotation, molecular function: antiporter activity. The record is from RefSeq and is a predicted model, not a curated record. The transcript is spliced from 6 exons.
AUGCACAAUGAGGAAAGCACUGCGGGCAAGCACCAAUGUACAGACACUCGCAACCGUUCCCAGUCAAAGUGCACCUUACUAGGAGCUGACGGAGGACAUGGAUCCGAAAGUCAAGGAAGGGGGAGGGGUAUUCAUUGCAUCCUUUCGGGAUCUGAUCCAAGUAAUUAUGAUUAUAAUGAUCCAUUCAAGCUGUGGGCUAUCCAAGGAGCCCUCAUUAUCGUUAUCUCGCGGAUAUGCUUCCUGCUCUUGUGGCGCAUGCGCCAACCGAGAGUUGUGGCCGAAAUUAUUGGCGGCAUUGUGUUAGGCCCGACCGUCAUGGGACGCAUCCCUAAGUUUAGCACCACGAUAUUCCCGCAAGAGUCUAUCCCCAUACUCAAUCUCUGCGCGACACUGGGCCUAGUUCUCUUCCUAUUCCUCGCUGGCUUGGAGAUUGACCUGCAACUCAUCAAGCAGCAUGCGAGGACAUCUGCAGUAGUAUCGGCUGCGGGAUCAAUAAUCCCGUUCGCUUUCGGUUCACUGCUAUCCUUGGCGCACUAUCGAGCAUUUAUGGACGACUCCGUGAAUUUCGGACACUUCGCCCUGUUCACCUGCAUCUCUGUCGGUAUUACGGCGUUCCCCAUCCUGUGCCGAAUGCUGGCCCAGCUCGAACUAUUCAGCGCACCGCUCGGAGUCAUCGUCUUGUCAGCCGGCGUCGGGAACGACGUCGUGGGAUGGAUCCUACUCGCGCUCGCUGUUACCCUGGUAAACUCCACCACUGGCCUCGCUGCCCUGUGGAUCCUCCUGAUAUGCAUCGGCUACACGCUCUUCCUCAUAUAUCCCGUGCGCUGGCUCUUUCGAUGGAUCGGCCAAGCGACCGGAGAGCUGGGUACGGGAGAACCGUCAAGCAUCAUGAUGGCUUGCGCUAUCAUGAUGCUUUUGGUCUCCGCUUUCUUCACAGAUAUCACUGGUUUGCACGCUAUAUUCGGGGCAUUCAUAUCGGGAUUGAUUAUACCUCGCGAUAAGCAACUGUCCAUCGCUAUGAUGAAGCGCCUCGAACCAGUCGUAUGGAAUAUAUUCCUACCUGUAUAUUUCGCGUUAUCGGGUCUCAAGACUGACCUUGGGCUGCUAAACACUGGCAAAGCCUGGGGAUUUACCAUUCUCGUAUGCCUCCUGGCAUAUAUGGGCAAACUCAUCGGCUGCGGCGGUGCCUCCAAAUUGAUGGGGUUCACCUGGCGCGAGUCAGCCGCCAUAGGAACGCUGAUGAGCUGCAAGUGGCUACUCGAACUAAUCGUGAUCAACUUCGCGUUGCAAGCAAAGGUCUUCCCGAGCAUCGUCUUCGCCAUGUUCGUCGUACACGCCGUCGUCCUGAUGGUCAUCAUAACGCCCGUGACCGGCUGGAUAUAUCCCGCUCGGUGUCGUUCUCAACAAUCGGACACGCCUGUCUGCGGGGCCUCGGAUACGAGCAUUUCGGGAGUAUGA